UGUGCCUCCAAAGAGCAAAGAGAGAGAUAGAGAUGCCUCCCUUUGAAAGCUCUCUCACCAAAUCCGGAGAUUCUUCCUCUCUUCCUCUGCUUUUUUUAGCGAAAGCUUUCCGUCUCUAAACGCUUCAAAAACCCUAAUCUCCUUUCCCCAAACCCUCCGUCUCUCUCUCUCUCUCUAUCUAUCUCCAUUUGUAAUCUUUUUCUGGAAAAGAAGCGAUGGCAGCCAUGGCGUUCUCGGCAUCGGUGUCCGAGAUUCGGACGCCGUUUCUCGGCAGGAGCUUGGAGAUGGCGAGCUUCCAAACCCUAGGCUGCAGAAAUGCUCGCUUCGUGGAAACGAAGUGCAGUUUGGUUAGGCCAUUACAAUUCUCUAAUGGAAGAUUGACCCCACCGAUGUUUAAAGAACACAGUAUACCUGACUCCUCAGUUCAACGACAUCAUCAAGAAAUGGUUUCAAAACCUGAUACAAGACUGCGUAUAUUCUCUGGCACAGCAAAUUCUUUACUUUCACAGGAAGUUGCUUCUUACAUGGGUCUAAACCUGGGGAAAAUCAAGAUAAAACGGUUUGCUGAUGGUGAAAUUUACAUUCAGUUGCAAGAGAGUGUAAGGGGAUGUGAUGUUUUCCUGGUGCAACCAACAUGUCCACCGGCAAAUGAGAAUCUUAUGGAGCUUUUAAUAAUGAUAGAUGCAUGCAGAAGGGCAUCCGCCCGAACUAUUACAGCUGUCAUUCCAUAUUUUGGAUAUGCUAGAGCAGAUCGAAAGACUCAAGGGCGCGAGUCCAUUGCAGCCAAACUUGUUGCAAACUUGAUCACAGAAGCAGGUGCUAACCGCGUCCUCGCUUGUGAUCUUCAUUCUGGGCAAUCGAUGGGAUACUUUGAUAUUCCUGUAGACCAUGUCUAUGGAGAGCCUGUAAUUCUGGAUUACUUGGCCAGUAAGAUGAUCUCUUCAAAUGAUUUAGUAGUUGUCUCUCCUGAUGUGGGCGGUGUUGCUCGAGCACGUGCUUUUGCCAAAAAGCUCUCUGAUGCACCUUUAGCAAUAGUGGAUAAAAGGCGUCCAGGACAUAAUGUUUCUGAGGUGAUGAAUUUGAUUGGUGAUGUCAAAGGAAAGGUUGCUGUCAUGGUGGAUGACAUGAUUGACACUGCUGGGACCAUUGCUAGUGCUGCAUCUUUGUUACACCAAGAGGGGGCAAGGGCAGUUUAUGCAUGCUGCACACAUGCUGUUUUCAGUCCUCCUGCGAUUGAGAGGCUUUCUGGAGGUCUGUUUCAGGAAGUUAUCAUCACAAACACAAUCCCCGUAGCAGAGAAAAAUUAUUUUCCUCAACUGACUGUACUAUCAGUCGCCAACCUCCUUGGCGAAACGAUUUGGCGGGUUCAUGAUGAUGGCUCUGUGAGUAGCAUUUUUCAGUGAUGUGUCACUUUCUCAUAUUUUAUUUUUUGAGGUUUGGUUCUGGUUCCCCAUUGGUUUUGGCUAUAGCAUAGGGUAGUAUUGGCAUGACAACCAUUUCAAUUUUCCAUUACCCUUUUGGGGUGCUGUCACCAAUGUUUUUUCAUAUUAACCAUAAAACAGCAUGUGAAAGUCAGGAAAAUGUAUGACAGAACUCAUAUACAGUAAGAGUUCAGGCUAGGCAGGCUGAUGUUUUGUGGGUCCCAACCAAUUGAGAAAUUUCAGUUGCUUCCUCUGAGAGUUCCAGUUCUGCAUCAGACUUCAUAGUGCACCUGAAUUAAAUUGGUAAUACAGUCUUCUGUUUGGGAGAUGCUGAUACCACAGUAAAGAUUGGAUGUGUCUUCGUUUGUUUUUUCUUCUUCUCUCGUCUUCUUGUUGUGAUCUUCUUAUGUGGGCAAACAAAGGAAUUGCUGAAAUGCGGGGACUUGAUGGCAAGUUAGAACCUUGUUUUUCAUUUUAAAUUUAUGCAGUUGAAGCAAUUUGGACUUGAGUCUUGUAAAACCAUGGUAGUGGGAAUGUAGGCGCUGAAUGUGCUUCCCCAACAUGCUUUUGUUAUUUCUGUAAAAUACUUGUUGACAGUAGUCCUAAUGGUUCAUCUAUGUAUAGUUCAUUUGGAUGAUGAUCCAUUCCAAGCUAUGUCAUAAUGCUGUUGGAACAUUUCCAUGCUGAAUAAAGUGCCAAGUGGCUGUUUGGA
Magnolia sinica is the source of this 2133-nucleotide messenger RNA. Its product is annotated as ribose-phosphate pyrophosphokinase 1-like. Gene Ontology annotation, molecular function: magnesium ion binding; ribose phosphate diphosphokinase activity. Bases 216 to 1403 code for a protein of 395 amino acids. The record is from RefSeq and is a predicted model, not a curated record. The transcript is spliced from 8 exons. Gene Ontology annotation, biological process: purine nucleotide biosynthetic process; 5-phosphoribose 1-diphosphate biosynthetic process; ribonucleoside monophosphate biosynthetic process. Gene Ontology annotation, cellular component: ribose phosphate diphosphokinase complex; cytoplasm. Lineage: Eukaryota; Viridiplantae; Streptophyta; Magnoliopsida; Magnoliales; Magnoliaceae.